This is a messenger RNA of Rotaria sp. Silwood1, 2016 nucleotides long. Lineage: Eukaryota; Metazoa; Rotifera; Eurotatoria; Philodinida; Philodinidae. The record is from the annotation of a GenBank genome assembly.
AUGACAUGGUUCUUCAAUGAUCAGCCACUUCCAACCAAUGAUCGUCUACAAGUAACGGAGACUGAUGAUGGAACAUCGAUACUAACAAUUCGUCAAGCUAAACUUGCUGAUGAAGGUGUCUAUACAGCUAGAGCAAUCAAUGCUUUUGGUGAAACUGAAGCUCACACAACAUUAAAGAUUGAUUGCAUCAAACCUAUCAUCAACACUAAUCUCAAUACUGCACUGAAAGUCACGAAAGGUGAAACCUUGACACUAGAAGUCGUCGCCAGUGGAACUCCGAAACCUCACAUUGUCUGGAUGAGAGACAACGAUGAAAUCGUACCCAAUGAUCGUAUUCAAGUGACGAAAUCGACUGGUGACGAUGACAAAUACAUACUGACCAUCUUAAAUGUACAACCAGAAGAUGAAGGAGAAUAUUCAGCCAUGAUUUCCAAUGUUGGUGGAUCACUUCAAUCCGAUAAGUGCAAAGUUAUUGUUUCGAAAUCACCUAUGUUUAUUGUCAAGCCGACGACACAAAAAGUGAGACAAGGUGAGACAGCAGUAUUCGUCUCGAAUGUUGAUGGAUAUCCAACACCGAUCAUCACAUGGCUCCUCAAUGGAAAGCUGUUGACAGCGAAAGAAGGCGUUGAAAUGCAAUUCGAUGCUACGACUGAUCAAGCGAACUUGUCUAUCCAAAACGUCGAUCUAGAACAACAUGCUGGUUCAAUUACUUGUCGAGUGGAGAAUGAAUAUGGCGACGAAGAAGAAACUGUUCAACUUGAUAUUCUCGUUGCACCAACAAUCAUCGAAGACUUGCCCAAACAACAAGAAACUGUAAGUGAACAAGAUGUCACACUAAAAUUGAUUGUGCGAGGAGCACCACGACCAUCUGCUCAAUGGUUCUUCAAAGAUAGACCUAUUGGAUCGGAGAAUGCAUCAGUAGAUGAGGCGAAGAACGAGUAUCAACUAUUGAUCAAACAGUCAACAGUGGCACUGAGUGAAGGAACCUAUCGAGUCGUAUUGAAGAAUGAAGUUGGUGAAGUACAAUCGACUCCAUGUGUACUUACAGUACUGGAAUCAGUGAAGUUGACAAAAGUGAAACCAGCAUCGAUACCGCUACGUGCAAGUUCACCUGAUAUUCAUCCGAAUGCAAAAUGGUCACAGAAUGGUAUCACUGUUGCUGGGGGAAAUGGAUAUGGCUGUGAAAUCAAUCAACUCCAUGACCCAUGCGGUUUGUACAUUAACGAUGAUCAAACGAUUUAUGUUGCUGAUUCUGGUAAUCAUCGUAUUGUGGAAUGGAAAUCUGGUGCAACGAAUGGAAAAGUAGUUACUGGUGAAAAUGGACAUGGAAAUAAAGCUCAUCAGUUAAGCUACCCAGUAGAUGUGAUUGUCGACAAAGAAAGGGAUAGUUUCAUCAUCAGCGAUCACAGGAAUCAAAGAGUAGUUCGUUGGCCUCGUCAAAAUGGUGCUAGCAGAGAAACAAUUAUUUCAAAUAUUUCUUGCUGGGGCUUGACAAUGGAUGAGAAUGGUUCUCUCUAUGUCGUCGAAUGGAAAAAACAUGAAGUGAGACGAUAUAAAAUUGGUGGCACUGAAGAAACAGUGGUUGCAGGUGGCAAUGGAUACGGAAAUCAUCUCGAUCAACUCUCUAAUCCCCACUAUGUAUUUGUUGAUCGAGAUCAUUCAUUAUAUAUGUCUGAUUUUGGAAAUCAUCGUGUAAUGAAAUGGGAACAAGGUGCAAAACAUGGUAUUGUUGUAGCCAGUAAUCAAGGACAAGGAAAUAAUCUUACACAAUUGAAUCGUCCUCAAGGAGUCGUUGUCGAUCAACUGGGCACUGUCUAUGUGGCUGACUACUGGAACCAUCGCAUCAUACGUUGGCUAAAAGGAGCCACACAGGAAAGUGUCAUCAUUGGUGGAAACGGUCAAGGAGCACGAUCGAAUCAACUCAGUUGUCCCAUUGGUCUGUCAUUUGAUCGAUAUGGUAAUCUCUAUGUCGUCGAUCACGGAAAUCAUCGAGUACAAAAAUUUAAUAUCGAAUGA